Messenger RNA from Hyaena hyaena (striped hyena), 382 nucleotides. Its product is annotated as protein ZNF738-like. Gene Ontology annotation, biological process: regulation of DNA-templated transcription. The record is from RefSeq and is a predicted model, not a curated record. The coding region runs from base 50 to 382 and encodes 110 amino acids. NCBI's taxonomy places the organism in Eukaryota, Metazoa, Chordata, Mammalia, Carnivora, Hyaenidae. The transcript is spliced from 3 exons.
AAAAAAUAACAUUAAAAAACAAAAAAACCUGAUAGGUUUAGAAGAAUGAAUGGCCUGCGUGCCUGUUAACAAAAACUCUCUACUCUGGAGCAUUGGUGAGGAUCUUUGGCCAGAAAUGGCAGCAUCAUCUCGAAACUUGUUUGAAAUGCAGAUUGUGGUCCACCAUCCCAAACCUGCUGGAAGAGAACUUUUGGAGAUUAAACAGACAUCACAGGGAUCAGUAUCAUUUAAGGAUGUGACUGUGGGCUUCACCCAGGAGGAUUGGCAGUGCCUGGACUCAAGUCAGAGGUCCCUGUACAGGGACGUGAUGCUGGAGAACUACAGCCACCUUGUCUCCGUGGGUAAGGGCUGUUUUUAUGUAAUUUCAAGUAGUGUGUUGUAG